Helianthus annuus (common sunflower) is the source of this 2485-nucleotide messenger RNA. RefSeq names its product subtilisin-like protease SBT3. Bases 38 to 2263 code for a protein of 741 amino acids. Gene Ontology annotation, molecular function: serine-type endopeptidase activity. Gene Ontology annotation, biological process: proteolysis. The transcript is spliced from 2 exons. The record is from RefSeq and is a predicted model, not a curated record. Lineage: Eukaryota; Viridiplantae; Streptophyta; Magnoliopsida; Asterales; Asteraceae.
GUUUUUAAGCUCGUCCGUUUUCUUGGUUCAGCUAAUAAUGCUGCUACCAUGGCUCAGCAUUGCAUCGUUAGAGCCUAAAAAGUCGCAAACGUAUAUCAUCCACAUGGACCAUUCACUAAAACCGGAACACUUCUCUAACCAUGAGUCAUGGCACCAACACACAGUUAAGUCCCUAUCAUCGGCUUGUGUAGAAGACAAGGAAACGUUUCUAUACUCUUAUACUCAUGUCAUGCAUGGGUUUAGCGCGAAGCUCACUUCGUGUCAACUAGCCGAGCUUGAGAAGUUGCCGGCCCAUAUAACCACAUACAAAGAGUCAUUUGGAAAGAUGUUCACUACACAUACACCAAGGUUCUUGGGACUGAACCGUGGUUCGGGUAUAUGGCCAACCGCGUCUUACGGGAAAGACGCGAUUAUUGGAGUCAUCGACACGGGAAUUUGGCCCGAAAGUGAGAGUUUUAAUGAUAAGGGGAUGUCCGAGGUACCAUCAAGAUGGAAAGGUAAGUGUGAAAAUGGCACCGCUUUUAGCCCAUCUCUUUGCAACAACAAGUUGAUCGGGGCUCGAUCAUUUAGCAAAGGACUUCAGGCUGCAGGCAUUAAUAUCUCAACCGAGUACGACUUUGACUCAGCUAGAGAUUACUUCGGUCACGGCUCGCACACAUCAUCCACAGCUGCAGGUAAUUACGUAUAUGGUGCUAGUCACUUUGGUUAUGCAAACGGUGUUGCAAAGGGUAUAGCACCGCGUGCACAUUUAGCAAUGUACAAAGUCCUAUGGUUAUCCGACACGGAAGUAUCCGCAGCUACUGAUGUUCUAGCCGGUAUGGAUCAAGCUAUAUCUGAUGGGGUUGAUAUAAUGUCUUUGUCACUAGGGUUUGACAACACACCUUUGUUUAAAGAUGUAAUCGCCAUCGCAUCACUUUCCGCCAUAGAGAAGGGAAUCGUUGUGGUUUGUGCAGCUGGAAAUGAUGCAGCUCCAGCCAGCAUACACAAUGGUGCACCAUGGAUCAUGACCGUAGGUGCAGGCACAUUGGACCGGAGUUACAUAGCAACACUAGAGCUAGGAAACGGGUUGAAUUUUGAGGGCACUUCAUACUUCCCAAUGAGUGUUUCUAUUACUAAUAGACAUUUGUAUUACGGAAGUAAUGACACACGAGUAGGGGGUUGUAAGUAUUUACCCCGAGACCAGGUUAAAGGAAAAGUAGUAUUGUGUGAUGAUAGUAAUUUGGAUCUUAAUGGACAGAUGCAAACAGUAAUAUUAUCAGGGGCAUAUGCUGCAAUAUUCUUAUCUGAAUCGCUGUUAUUGGAUCCCGAAGAGUAUUCUUUACCGGGUGUAGUACUACAUACUCGCUACGCGAAAGCAAUAAAGGAAUACGCAACGACUAGUAACAACACAAUUGUGAAAAGUAUGAGAUUUGGGCUAACUAAGACAGGAACAGGACCCGCUCCACAAGUGGCGUAUUUCUCUUCACGAGGACCAGAUCCGAUUACUCCAAGUGUUUUAAAGCCCGAUAUUCUCGCUCCGGGUGUGGAUGUGUUGGGUGCAGUUAGACCAGAUGUGUCUUACAUCGAAGCGGGAAGGUAUGAGUUAGUGUCGAAUUACAUGCUUAUGUCAGGUACAUCGAUGGCGGCACCACAUGUAGCUGGAAUUGCAGCUCUUGUAAAGGCGGUCCAUCGUGACUGGAGUCCAGCAGCCAUUCGAUCAGCUAUGGUUACAACCGCAACCAAAACAGAUAAUACUCUUGGAACCAUUCGAGACCAAUGGAAUGGAGAGAUAGCUACACCGCUAGCAUUUGGGGCAGGCCUUGUCAAUCCUAACGGAGCGAUGGACCCUGGACUCAUAUACGAUAUGGGUCCACAAGACUACAUUAAUUUCUUAUGUGGUCUUGGAUAUACUGCUACACAAAUGAGUACUAUCUUAAGAAGUAGUCAAUGGAGUUGUGAAAACCGAACUGAUCUAAACUACCCAACGUUUAUCGCUAAUUUCUCUAACCAAACAACCUUGUUGUCUGAAAAGCAGUUCACGAGGACCGUUAGAAAUGUCGGAGACCACGCAUCCACUUAUCGGGCUUCUCUAAAGGUUCCACCUGGAAUGAUACUGGAGGUAGAGCCUAACACAAUCAAAUUCACGAAUAAGUAUCAGGAACAAAAGUUUGUACUAACCAUACGAGUCGGCCAACAUAUUCCUAAAGUGAAUUACGGGUAUCUUGAAUGGAUCGAUGAGCAUAACCACAUUGUAUCAAGCCCUAUUGUAGUCCUCAAAGAUUAACAUCUCUUGAACCUUCAGCUAUUCCUUAUGGAGCAAAAAUCAGAGUUUGGUGACUUAAGCUGGAUUUAUGUUACCAUUUCUUAUUAUGAAUUGAUAAACUGAGUAAUCUUUCAAUGUAGCUUAGAAAUCUUUGAUAUCUCAUAUUGUACUUUCUAAGUUCAAGAGUUUAAUUUGGUAACAUUUCAUUUCAAUAAUGCAUUAUCCCGACUAGUUUCAUUCCCC